Naegleria gruberi is the source of this 1092-nucleotide messenger RNA. RefSeq lists its product as uncharacterized. Lineage: Eukaryota; Heterolobosea; Eutetramitea; Acrasida; Naegleriidae. The record is from RefSeq and is a predicted model, not a curated record. The transcript is spliced from 2 exons. Bases 1 to 1092 code for a protein of 363 amino acids. Gene Ontology annotation, cellular component: SAGA complex.
AUGAAAAUUCCAAAAUCAUCUUCGCAAAAUCACCAUGCUGAAUUAACUCAUCCAUACACUAAAUCAGUCCGAUUAAACAAGGGCAUUGUUAAUGACAUGACUACGUUUAAACAAACAAGAAAAAGGCUGAACGAACUUCAACUCAAGAUCAAUGAAAAGCAUAGAAAAAUACGACACGGAGAAGAAGAGUUGGAAAUUAAUGAAGAAUUGAGACAAUUUUUGAUCAUUGCAAUUUUAGCUAAUCUUUCUCAGCUUGUAGAAAAAGCCGAAGAAAGACAAAAAGAGGAAACUAAUAGUUUGGCACAACAACAACAGCUACAAACAGAAACACAAGUACAAACAACACCACCAACAGUACCUUCAUCAGAAACAAGUGUACCAGCAAGUGUUGUAAGUUCACCAAGCAGCUCUUCAAGCGUUCCUGUAAAAGAUCCAAUGCAAGUAGAUGAAGAUGAAGAAACGAUCAACUCACAAGCAAGUAGCUCUAAUGCACAAAAUACAUCAGAUUCUGAAAAACAAACAACAAAAGCAAGAACAGCUGCUGGUUCAAAAGGUGGAAGAAACAAAAAAGGAGGAAAAUCAGUCAAAGAACCAGCAAGUUCUUCGGAACGUAAAGUUGAAGCAUCUCAACCAAUUACAUCAGACAAAUAUCUUCAACUCGAGGAAGGUAUUCCAGUUAAAUCUAAAGUUGCUGCUAGAAUUAGUGGUGCAACUGAAGAAAGUGGAGAUUCCGGAUUCUGGAUUUUGGCUUCUAUAUUGAAAUACUAUCCAGAUAAGAAUAGAUAUGAUGUUAUUGAUGAAGAUAAUAGUGAUGAUGAAGAAUCAACAUCAACUGAUAGAAAAACAUACAAACUUAAUAAGAAUCACAUUGUACAGUUACCAACAGAUAUGUCACAACACAAACUUUUCAAAAAGGGAGAUAAGGUGUUUGCUGUUUUUCCAGAUACUACAACAUUUUAUCCUGCUAUUGUAGACUCAGUACCAACAAAAACAUCUAAGAAUUAUAGUUUGAAAUUUGAAGAUGAUGAAGAAGAUGGAAAGACACCACUCAGAAAAGUCAACUUUAAAUAUGUAAUGUCAGUGCCCAAAUAA